Molecule: messenger RNA, 1222 nt
Organism: Cheilinus undulatus (humphead wrasse)
Lineage: Eukaryota; Metazoa; Chordata; Actinopteri; Labriformes; Labridae
Gene: epgn
Product: epithelial mitogen homolog (mouse)
Exons: 5
Coding region: 20-517 (165 amino acids)
Biological process (GO): epidermal growth factor receptor signaling pathway; positive regulation of cell population proliferation; positive regulation of mitotic nuclear division
Source: RefSeq, a predicted model, not a curated record
CAUCACACCGACAGAAAACAUGAUGAUCACACAAAGACAGACGAACACAGGGAGGGCUCUUCUCUCAGCUGCAGCAGUGCUCCUUCUCUUGACCUCAGCAGGACAAUCUGCAGUCCUGAGUGACAUCCUCCAAACCACAGAGACACCAAGCCUGCCAGACAUGACAGUGACCACAGAGAUCAACAACAGCAGCGUGGAGGGGCCUCGGGUUUUGCGCUCACACAGAUCAUGUGGAAGCGAACAUGAGAACUACUGCGAGAAUGGUGGACAGUGCAUGUACCCUCAAGACAGCGACAAACCUUUCUGCAUCUGCACGUCUUCAUAUAGCGGAACUCGCUGUCUCUUCUUUGCCGACAACACCCGCACCAAGCCUGAGCUGGAGCAACUGAUUGGGAUCAUUUUUGGUGUUGUGAUGCUCAUCAUUGCCCUGGCUAUCCUGUUUUACUGCUUUGCCUAUAAGAGGUGUGUAAAAUCAGCACCGCUUAUAAAAUCUGCACCUUCUGAGUCGUCCGUGUGACACGCUAACUCUUCAUCAUCUACAUCAUCUUCACCAUCUCUUCAAGAAGUUUCACUCUUUGAGGAAAGACACACCACAGCAUGAGCAGCAGACUGAGGAAAGAUACACAUCAGACCUGGAGCAGACCAUUUAUGUAAAAUAUCUUUAGAAAUGAAUCGCUUUAUUGUCCUGUAAACCAGUGGUUCUCAACUGAUCUAGCCUCAGGACUCCCUGCCAACUUCCUAAUGAUAAUCUGUGACCCAAAUUUCUGAAAAAAUUUCAGGUACUCAAGUAUAUGUAAUGAAAACUGUUGUGUUAGGGUUAUGUAUAUGUAAAAUGAAUGAAAAUAUGACUGAACAAAAACACAGGACAAAAACAAACAUGUUUUAAAAGCACAUCCUUACAGAAGCUCUGGGAGGACAUGCAUGCAUGUUUUUUAGAAAUCUUGAUUAAUAAUCACGUUAUCAUGGGCAAACCAGCUUUGUUAUCCCAAGAUAAUGUGAUAAGAAAGUUGAGAUCGUAAGAGAUCAGCCAAAUUUCUUACCAGUUCUCACACCAAAUGAAGUAAAUAUGUAAAAAAACAAAACCAUAAAAGUAUGGCUGUGAAUGUGCCUAGGGCCUCUGUACAUCAUGUUUUGCCACAUUAUGCCACACAUAUUUCCAUGCACAAAUUUGCAACCCACACAAAACAUCUCCAUGACCCACUUUUGGGUGUCGACCCUCUAC